Selaginella moellendorffii is the source of this 2157-nucleotide messenger RNA. RefSeq names its product ATP-dependent RNA helicase RhlE. Gene Ontology annotation, molecular function: RNA helicase activity; ATP binding; nucleic acid binding. The transcript is spliced from 13 exons. Lineage: Eukaryota; Viridiplantae; Streptophyta; Lycopodiopsida; Selaginellales; Selaginellaceae. The record is from RefSeq and is a predicted model, not a curated record. The coding region runs from base 147 to 1874 and encodes 575 amino acids.
UUAGUUUGUACGGGCGGUGGGGCUGGCGACCGUACGCUUCUAGGGCGCGCGGAUUUGGGCCACUCGAUGCUUUUGCCCUAGGGUUUGAGCUGUUUGUGAUCUUUGCCAUAGCUGGUUGCGCGAGAGAGAGAGGAGAGAGUGCCGCCAUGCCAUAUAUUCCUCCACAUCUGAGGUCGGGAGCCUCGUCCAAUUCAAGAGCCGCCACGCCCGCGUCGCCAUCGCCGUCGCAGCGAUCGUCCUCUGGGGAUUUUGGGAGCAGGGAUCGGGAUUAUGGGGGCAGCUUUGGGAGCUACAGCAGGAAUCGGCCCGACGCGAAUGGAUUCGCGUCGGGGAAUGGCUACGGCCGCGAGAAAUGGCCCUUCCCGAGCCGCGAUACCCGCGGCUUGCCGCCGCCGGAGGCGGUGUGGUCACGGUGGCAGCCAUCGGAGCGCGUGAGGAGAAUGCAGAGCGAUCAGAUCGCGGAUGUGAGGGCGCGUCUCAAUGUCGAUGUGGAAAUCACUGACGGCACGCCGGCUGCCCAGGCGCCGGUGGAAACGUUCGAGGACAUGUGUUUACAUGCGAAUAUCAUGAAAGACAUUGCGUUCCACGAGUACACUAAUCCAACUCCAAUCCAAGCGCAGGCUAUGCCUGUGGCUCUUUCUGGAAGAGACUUGCUCGGAUGUGCUGAGACUGGAAGUGGCAAAACUGCUGCUUUUGCUAUCCCGAUGAUCCAGCAUUGUCUAGCUCAACCUCCUAUUCGUCAUGGUGAUGGGCCUUUGGCCUUGGUGCUCGCACCGACUCGUGAGCUUGCCCAACAGAUCGAGAAAGAGGUGAGGGCAUUCAGCCGAUCCACAGAUGGCUUCAAGACUGCUAUAGUUGUGGGUGGAACUCAUAUCGGAGAGCAGAGAUCCGAGCUGCGAUCUGGAGUUCAAGUGGUUGUAGCUACACCUGGCCGUUUUAUCGACCAUCUUCAGCAAGGAAAUAGUUCUUUGUUGAGAGUAUCGUAUGUUGUACUGGACGAAGCCGACAGAAUGCUUGACAUGGGUUUUUUACCCCAGAUUAAGGAGGUGAUGCAAAAUCUUCCUAAAAAGCAUCAGACGCUCCUUUUCAGUGCUACGAUGCCGGAGGAGAUUGAAGCUCUUGCUCAGGAGUAUCUGACAAAACCUGUUCAGGUUAAAGUUGGGAAAGUGAGCAGUCCAACCUCAAAUGUUCUACAGUCUCUCGAGAAAGUUGAUGAGAAAGACAAGAUUGACUACCUUCUCGCGAUGCUUGUGGAGUCGUCAAAUCAAUCUGAACGAGCAGGGCAGCCUCCGCCUCUUACGAUUGUUUUCGUGGAAAGAAAGGCAAGGUGUGACGAUGUUGCGGAUGCUCUGUUAGCUCAGGGACUCAAAGCAGCUGCCCUUCACGGUGGAAGAACUCAGGGCGAAAGAGAAGCUGCAUUGAGAGAUUUUCGAAAGGGUGCAAUCAGUAUCCUGGUCGCAACUGAUGUCGCCUCGCGUGGUCUUGAUGUUACCGGAGUUGCACAUGUUGUGAACUUGGAUCUUCCAAAGGUUAUGGAAGAUUACGUCCACCGCAUUGGAAGGACAGGGCGAGCUGGUGCAAGCGGUCGAGCGACAUCUUUGUACACCGAUCGAGAUGCUUUUCUGGUCGCACAGAUUCGGAAAGCAAUAGCAGAGGCAGAGGCUGGAAAUGUUAUGGCUUUUGCAACUGGAAAGGCCGCACGAAGGAAAGAGAGAGAGGAAGCUGCCGCUUUCAAGGAAGGCCGGCUAACAGGGACCUCCGGCGUCGGUACGUUUGGCUCUACCACUGUCCGGGUAGAUGACAAGUACAAGCAUAUGCUGGUAGCUUCGGUUGAUCCGAAGAAAGGCGUUGCGGAUGAUGCCUGGGAUGAUUAAGAAAAACGAGUAGAACACACAAGUACGUCUCACCACAAUUUUGGCGGAACAUGUACGAUGGGAGGGUGCUCGGAUCAGAAUUUCUUGACAAUAAACUACCCCGUUCGAUCAGCAACACAGAUUUUGGACAGGCAUCGUGGCUGGAAGGAAAUCGUGUUUGGGGGUUUGAGGUGAUGCGAGACAAAUGGUUCCACCAAAAUCCAGGGGGAGCUUAGAGUCGUGUGGAAGCAUAAAAGGAAAUGUGUAUACCACCGUAAGCUUUAAGAAGUCACUGGGUCUGGCU